Populus nigra (black poplar) is the source of this 2397-nucleotide messenger RNA. RefSeq names its product wall-associated receptor kinase-like 14. The record is from RefSeq and is a predicted model, not a curated record. Gene Ontology annotation, molecular function: protein kinase activity; ATP binding. NCBI's taxonomy places the organism in Eukaryota, Viridiplantae, Streptophyta, Magnoliopsida, Malpighiales, Salicaceae. The transcript is spliced from 3 exons. Gene Ontology annotation, biological process: protein phosphorylation. The coding region runs from base 222 to 2285 and encodes 687 amino acids.
ACAGAAAUGUGAAAAGAAGAAAACUCUUUUUUCUUUCUUUGUUUUUUUCCUUCUUUGUAUCUCUUCACGCAUAGAUUCCUUACUGUCAUCCAUUUCUAAAUUCGUGUUAGUCAAUAUCAAACCUUAGUCCUUGAAUAGCGUAGCUCAAUCCUCUCCACUAUUUCUUUCUUUCUAAACCAGUUUCAGGUGAUUGAUCUCUUUGACGCCUGCACAAUAAAAAUAUGAUCCUUCAACAACACACUAUCCUCUUCUUAGCAAUCUUUGCUAUUUCAUUAAUCGAAGCUCAUGCUUCCAUCAAGUUCAGAUGCAACAGAACAUGCGGCACCAACCAUCUUCCAUACCCUUUUGGAUUCUCUGCCGAUUGUGAUAUCCAUUUAAAUUGUAGCCCAAAUGGUGAAAUGCUUAUCAAUGAGUUUCCAGUCCAGAUUGUAGGCCAAAAUUCAAUAAAGAUCAUUCUUGAACCCAAAUGUAACCGUCCUCUUGAAGCCCUCGACAAUCUUUUUACCAAAAACUAUGCUCCAAAAUCAACAAACGCAAUUCUUUUACACAACUGUACCUCUGCAGUUUCGCCAUGCAAUAUACCUUCUAUAAACGUGCAGACUCAUUUCGAGUCACUUAAAUGUUCAAAUAACAGCAGCUUAAGUUGUUUCUCUAAGGAGGUUACAGCAAACGGUUUCUUUGAUUAUAACAUGGCCAAUAUUAGCCAGUGCCAGUAUCUUUUGUCAUCAAUAUCGGCAGAGUCUUUCACUGGUUCUGGUGUUUCCUUAGAGAUUCAGAUGAUGGAGCUAUGGUGGUGGCUUCAAGGGGACUGCCGUUGCUCUAAGGAUGCCAUUUGUACUCAAGUUGAAUCGCCUGCAGGGUCAGGGUUUCGGUGCCAGUGCAGAGACGGGCUAAUUGGUGAUGGAUAUCUUGCCGGGGUUGGCUGCCGGAAAGCCUCUGCAGGUUGCAAUCCUGCAAAGUAUUUGUCUGGCCAAUGUGGAGGAGGGUCUGGAGCUGCUGUUUUACUUGGAGGCGUUGUAGCUGGAGUAGGGGUCAGUCUGGGUCUAUUUUGCUGUCUCAUACGGAGGAAUUCCGCGUCAAAAGCCAAAAGCUUCAGAAAACUCCACCUAUCUGAAGCUGCAGACAUCAACAUUCCCAUCUAUCCCUACAAAGAAAUAGAGAAGGCCACAAAUAGUUUCUCUGAGAAACAAAGGAUUGGAACUGGGGCUUAUGGAACUGUCUAUGCCGGUAAACUCAACAGUGAUUCAUGGGUUGCCAUUAAGAGGAUCAAACAUGGAGAUAUGGACAACAUUGAGCAAGUGAUGAACGAAAUCAAGCUCAUUUCUUCUGUGAGUCACCCGAAUUUAGUCCGCCUCUUAGGUUGCUCCAUAGAAAAUGGUGAGCAAAUUCUUGUCUAUGAAUUCAUGCCGAAUGGGACAUUGUGCCAGCAUUUACAAAGAGAGAGAGGUGAUGGACUUGACUGGCCUGUUCGCCUCGCUAUUGCUACGGAUACUGCUAAAGCUAUAGCCCAUCUCCACUCUGCUAUGGAUCCCCCGAUAUAUCAUAGAGAUAUCAAGUCGAGCAACAUACUCUUAGACUACCACUUCAGGUCCAAAGUUGCAGAUUUUGGUCUUUCCAGACAUGGCAUGACUGAAAUAUCACACAUCUCUACUGUCCCGCAAGGAACUCCAGGCUACCUUGAUCCUCAGUACCAUCUAAACUUCCAUCUUUCGGACAAAAGUGACGUUUAUAGCUUUGGUGUUGUUCUAGUUGAGAUCAUAACAGCAAAGAAGGUGGUGGACUUUUCCAGGCCUCAGAAUGAAGUGAAUUUGGCUGCUCUUGCCACUGAUAGGAUUGGCAGGGGGAGAUUGGAUGAGAUCAUCGAUCCGUUCCUUGAUUUACAUAGUGAUGCUUGGACCUUUUCUUCAGUGCAUAAAGUGGCAGAAGUGGCAUUUAGGUGCCUUGCAUUUCAUAAAGACACGAGGCCUUCAAUGAUGGAAGUUGCAGCAGAACUAGAGCAAAUACUGCUUAGUAGAUGGGCUUCUUCAGAGGAAACAAAUUGCGCAAUCUCAUUAGAUUUUUCCCCUUGCUCUUCUUCAUCUAAUGUCAGCGACAAGCCUCUAAACUCCACAGUAAAAAAAACAGAAAUAGAGAGAAGAGGUUUGUUUGUGCUGCAGACACAGACCAGCAAAAAGUCAACAGAAAGGGCCAAUCAUAAUUCACCUGUUUCUGUCCAAGAUCCAUGGUUAAGUGAAAAAAGCUCACCUUCUUCAAGCAAUUUGCUAAAUAACGUUAUAGUUAAGUGAUUUGAGAUGGGGAAGUCUAGGUUCAUUUCUUCCUAUGAUACCAUCAAUGUACACUAUUGUAAGCUCGUUUCGUUCAACAGUUUUGUCCCUUAAUUUGUUCCACUUCCUUAAA